AUGGACAAGGCCAUCCGAAAACCCACUCUGAGUCAGGCCUCCGACGAUCGCGCUGCCGUCUCGCCGAUCGAGAAGCGUGCCUCCUUUGGCCAAAUCGCGCUCUUGAAAGGUAAAGAAUGCCCCAAUCGCUCCACAGAGAUCAGACUCGUCAUUAUUGUCACCCUCGGAGGAUGGCGAUGGACCGGGUGGAUCAUCAAGUGUUCGGACAGAAGAACUCCCCGUAGCACCGUCGCCACUCUUUGCACCAUCCUCGCCACCAUCGUCGUCAGUGAGGGAGGUGGUCUACCGCUGUGAAGGCCAAGGGACUCUCCCUCCCCAGGUAAGCGACGCCGAAUGAAUGAGCGAAAGGAGGACACGGCGAAAUUGAGUCACGGAUGUUGUUGUCGUACAGAUGAGACGGAGUAAUCGCAAGAUAGGGAACGCCCCCAUCAGGAGGGCAGCCCGGGGUUCCUCGUCCUCGAAGGGUGAUGGCAACAUUGCAUCUGGGUGUCCGGCCGAUAACGAAGCAACCGCCGCUGUGUUCAGAGUAAUAGACGACGAUUCACUUGUAUCACGAAGAAUCUGUGCUCCUCUGCAUUCACGCGUGCAGGCCAUCCGGCUGCAGGGAUGGUCCGGGCUCCGUCUGGUAAGCAUGCAUGGACAAACUCAGGAUUCAACACCAUACUGUAACUGUUCAAUUUCGUCCCUGUGUGCAGCCUCGAGAGCUUCAGGUCGGUGUGUAUGCGUUUGUCAAUCCCGUGUGGUGCCUCAAGCCGCCCCUGCCCUCCCCACUCAGCGGAGCCGUUCUGCAGUACCACACCGAGGUCGUCAUCGACUACAGCAACAGACGCCAGAGAACCUUUUGGGAGUCGAUGGCGCCGCAGACGGCGUACGAGCUCGGGAAACAGAUGAUCAACCUCAGAUGUCUCAUCCAUCGCUUCCCAGAGACACCUGACGGAGCACAGGGGCUUCGAGCUGGCCAAUAUGUUCCCGCAUAUGGAUGGUGCCUCGGGAUUGUCAUUGGACUCGUGGAGGGGCAUGUUAAGGGACGACAGGCAGCUCGCGAGGAGGAGGGAUCGGCCACAACUAUGAAAGAGGGGUCGUUACAGUCUUUGGUCUUUCAGGGGGUGGUGAUUUCGACCCUUGGGCGCCAAGAGGCUGCGCGGCUUCACCGUAUUAUCAAUUCUGCCGCUCUUGCUGCUGCCCCUUCUCGGUUUGUCGACCUUCCGGCUCUCACAGAUGUUAUCGGAGUCAUUCACAGCGGCGACCCCUACACCCAGUCCGUGAUCAAAGAGCGGAACUGGGCUAUGACAGCCCUCCAGUGCUUAUCUCGGGUGAACACAGACAAUGUGGCAAAUCUUUGGCCGUUUGUCAUGGUGACCCGGUCACUUGUCGAACUGAGUGCGAUGCACCCCAUGGCGCCAUCGCAGCUGGUGACGCUGCUAGGAUGCAUCCUGCCAGGGAUGGAGCCGGAAAGUACGGGGCAUCUUGCGUAUCUCCGGGUGAUUGGUAGCAUCAAACUCUAUGGAAUUGAAUCGGCAGAUCUCAGGAACGGCAUACGAGACAUGCAGGUGGGUCAAAAAGCAAAGUAGCCGCGUAAGAUGUAAAAAAGGAAAAGGGCAUCUUAUUGCUCCGCUUUGCAGAAGUCUCUGGUGGAACGCGGCUGCUCGAAGUCUCUCGAUCUUCUCGCUUUCCGCGUGGAUCGCAGCGACGCUCAUUCACUCCUCCUCAACGACUAUGAGACGUUCAAGGCCCUCACCUCGCUGGUCGACGCGACAUGCUCGCCAUCUGGCCGUGUCGUCUUCGAAGCUUGCAUUUCUGCCGACGACGAUGUGCGAGACAUUCCUCUCGCCCACCUUCUAGCCUACACGAGUUUUGGAAAGGUGCCUAGCUGCGGUCUGCCAAUCCUCAGCGCCUUGCUAACGUGCUACGACCUGCGCAUCUGGCCUGAGAUUCCCCCCGAUUGUCCUUCUGUCCAGAGCUACAUCGAUACAACAUCGCCUUCUACUUACAGCUACGUGUGGACAGUCACAGAAGACCAAGUUGCCAGACCACAGAACGGGCCCAUCGACCUCAGUCUGAUGGACGAGCUGAUGUUCGACCGGCAUGAGAUCGACGGCGUGGUCUGCAGCAUAUCCAUCGAGUGCGCUGAGGGUUUCGCUCCGCCAGCGGAUGCCAUCCCGCCUGAGCCUCCGGAGCUGGAAGCACUCAGCCCAUCUGGACUUGAGGGGGUGAAGGCUCUGAUCGUCAAGCAUCGCAUCGGCCUGGGAGUGGCCAAGACGAUCCUCAGCAAGGGCGCGCACUUGGAGAGCCUGGAGCUGAUGGAGAUGGGCAUGAUGGACGUGCUGGCUCUGUUGGGGGGAAUUCCCCUGCUGCAGAUGCCGCAGAAGCUGAAGCUUGACUCCCUGCGGGCACAAGAUGGACAAAUUCAAGAGGGGCCCACCCAGCUGGACAGCGCAUAUGAGCUGAUCGUCAACAAGAAGCUGCACGGGGUGAAGGAGCUCACGGCCAAGGGAGACUUCGCUUUGCGGCUUGCGGCCACCCUGAGACACCAUAUGCCAUCGCUGGGCACCCUCACCAUGUCCGGCGGCGAGACAGAGAUGCGUCAGCUGCUCGUGGACGGGGGACGUGGGGCGAUCGCCCAGCUGUCUUUGAGAUUUGUGCAUGAGGGCGGCCGCGAGUUCAUCAGGGCUGCCGACGAGAGCGAGGGCAUCACACUGGGCGAUUGGAGCGACCAACUGCCCCACAUCAACAGCCUGCUCAUGUACCUAGACGGUAAGUGGCGAACAGAUGUCAAGACCAACAAUGCACCACUUGUGUAUCUGUAUGACGCCUCUCUGUCACCGUGUCUCGCUGAUAUCAGUGCCGCCUGCUGAUGUUGUCGAUCCGGGCGCCUUCAUUCUGUCGAGCAUCUGGUCGGUCCUCGAGAUUGAGUCCAUCUCCGAGCUGACAGUCGUCCUGCGCCAGCGCUCCCAUCUGGAUGAGCUCAAGGCAGCUCUGAAGCGGCGGUUUGGGCCUGAUCGACAGGAGAGGGGCCUCGUCACCACAAGCAGCCUGAUCCUUUCAUUUGAAGACAUCAAGAAGGUGAGAAGAGACUCCUGUAAGCUCAGAAGAAACCCAGCGCACAAGGCAUGUGUUUCUGUGACCUCAGUUGAACAAGGCGGCGUUUGCCUACUCGUUGAGGGCCGACAUCGGAUUCCUCGAGGCGCUGAUAAAAACAGGAGACCCCCAUCAAAGCCUGACGAUGAUCACCAGUCUGGCGGCCACCGUGAAGCGGCUGUCUUCGAUUUUUGAGUAUUACCUUCCCUCACACGAUGCCAACAUCGCAGCUGUGGCACUCGCCAGUGACUUCGCCGGCCGCAUGUGUGCCGCCACGCCCAUGAGUGUGGUCGACCCCCCGUAUGCUCCCCGACGGCUGAAGGCGCCACUGAUGGCUGCGAUGGAGAGACACGGCCUGGCGAUGGAGCCCAUGAUGCGGCUGCAUGGCGACGGGCCGGGCAUCCCCAGUCCCUCUGUGAUCGCAUCCGCCGCUCAGCUGGUGGCUGUAUUACGGAAGACGGGCAAAGACAUUACAGGCAUCCAACUGCUCUACAAGUAAGAGAGACACGAAAGAUGCAUCUGUCGGGUGCUGCGUGUAAUCCUCUCUUGUUGUUUUCGUCCUAUGUCUGGUGUGGUGGCAGAGCGAGUGUGCACGGGUUUGCGUACACCGACAUGCUCAGUCGCGUGGGUGAUGCGAGCGGUCUCCUCUUCCUCACCCGCAUGAAUGCCUUCAUUCAUGGGUGCUUCAUCAAUGCCGAUCUCCGUCCGCCACCGUCAGUUUCAUCUUCAGCCGCCUUCAAGCAGUAUCCGGCGGAAGUCCUGAUCUUCAAAGCAUCCGGCCAUUCACAGCCCACCUUCCAGACAUCUUCAGUGACGUCGAAGUGGGUCACUCUGUCGCGAGCAGAUAACCAUCCCCAUGGCGUGGAGGCCAAACUGACUGUGGGCAAGGAUGCGAGCGAUCCAUGUAUACCGGAGUGGCUGGGGCUGUGGGCACCGGACACGCUGGGCUGGUCGGCAUCGGAGGGAUGCGUCGUGCGAGUGAGCUGGGAGAGGGGGGUGGGAGAUGGUGAGGAAGACAUCAAUGCAAUUCUUGCCGAUGAGAUAGAGGUGUUUCUCUACAAGUGAGGAAGACAGCGACAGUGGGUCUGCCAUUUUCUCUAUGUAAAACUUCUCCUCCUUUCCGUUUCUUAAGUGACUUGUUGCAAGGCGUCUGAGCAUGGACAUCGUACCUUUCCGUCAUCCUUGACGCCGACGCACGUCAUUGUCAAGCAAGCCAUCAAUACGGCGGUAGGUGCUCAGCUUGUGGUCGGCGGGCACGGGAUGGACAGACUGUGGCUCUGGGAAUCUGCGGUGGAAGGGCUAUGUCUGGUGCGAGUCGGAUGGGCUUUCUGGGAGGGGAGGCUUGAGUCGCUGUUUGCCGAUGAGAUGGAAGUGCUACACUUGCAGACAGAGGCGUGAAUGGGGCGGGGCGAUGUUACACUUGUUGCAUUGUGUGGUCCGGUGAAGCGUGACAGUGAAGGGUGGGGUCGAGUCUCAUAUCUUUCGUGGGUUCAGGAGGACAGCUUUGUUUGUACGGUCUGGAUGUACGGAUGACAUAACUUCUCGCUCACACCAAUGACUAUCAAAAACAGUGC
Vitrella brassicaformis is the source of this 4652-nucleotide messenger RNA. The record is from the annotation of a GenBank genome assembly. Lineage: Eukaryota; Vitrellaceae.